Molecule: messenger RNA, 507 nt
Organism: Musa acuminata subsp. malaccensis (wild Malaysian banana)
Lineage: Eukaryota; Viridiplantae; Streptophyta; Magnoliopsida; Zingiberales; Musaceae
Source: RefSeq, a predicted model, not a curated record
AUGGUGGCGGUCUCGGUGGUGGCCAUGGUGGUGGACUUGGAGGUGGCGGCGGUCUUGGUGGUGGUGGUGGUCGAUGGUGGUGGACUUGGAGGUGGCGGCGGUCUUGGUGGUGGUCAUGGUGGACUUGGAGGUGGCGGUGGUGGACUCGGCGGUCACCUUGGAAAAGGUGGUGGUUUCGGUAGCGGUUUCGGAAAGGGUGGCGGUUUUGGUGGAGGAAUUGGGAAAGGUGGCGGGUUUGGUGGUGGUGCCGGUGGCGGUUUUGGAAAGGGUGGCGGGCUUGGUGGUGGAGUUGGUAAAGGUGGCGGGUUUGGUGGUGGAGUUGGUAAGGGUGGCGGGUUUGGUGGUGGGGCAGGUGGUGGUUUCGGCAUGGGUGGUGGUGCUGGGGGUGGGUAUGGGAAAGGUGGGGGACUCGGGGGAGGACUAGGAGGAGGAGGGGGUGGUGGAUUUGGUGGUGGCGGAGGGUUUGGAGGAGGAGGUGGCGGCGGGUUUGGCAGUGGUGGUCACUGA